UCCAGCGCACGCGCACGCGCUGUGGCAGCGAUCCUCGCCUCUGGCCUUGGGCGUCCAGAGCAAACGUAGCCGCCUAGUCCCGCCGAACCGAACCGAACCGAAUCCGGCUGCAUCGCCUCUGGUGGCUGCCGACUAUGGCUGCCGCGGGUUGCGCCUGGGCCUGGCUGCUCCACGGCACCUCCGUGGCCCUAGGCGGCGCCGGCCGUCGGUGGCUGCUGCUCCCCGGACCCCGCGCGGCCGCUCCCCUGUGGAGCCGAGGCCCGGGCCUGUGCCGGGCGUUGCGCGUGUCGGCGCAUGCGCGGAGCAGCUCAGAAGAUAAAGUCACUGUCCACUUUAUAAACCGUGAUGGUGGAACAAUAACAACCCAAGGAAAAAUUGGCGACUCCUUGCUAGAUGUUGUGAUUGAUAAUAAUCUAGAUAUUGAUGGUUUUGGUGCAUGUGAGGGAACUCUGGCUUGCUCUACUUGUCAUCUCGUCUUUGAAAAGCACAUAUAUGAAAAGUUGGAUGCAAUCACCGAUGAGGAGAAUGACAUGCUUGAUCUAGCAUAUGGAUUGACAGAUAAGUCCCGAUUGGGCUGCCAGAUCUGUUUGACAAAGUCUAUGGACAAUAUGACAGUUCGGGUACCUGAAGUUGUAGCCGAUGCCAGACAGUCCCUUGAUAUAGGCAAGAACUCCUAAGGAAGACUCAAGAAAUGUUUUCAGGAAACUCAUCUAUUUUUAAAAGUAUUGUUUCUUAAUGUAAUUAAACGAACCUGGAUGAAUGGUUUUACUAUAUCUAGCUUUAUUACUUUAAUUCACUUUGUGUAAUGACUUACUUUUGUAGUUUUGAAAGUAUGCAAUCUUUAUUUUUAGUUAAAUUAUAAAAAUAAUAUCAACUAUUAGAAAAUAGUUAAUCUAAUAAAAUAUUAACAUAUUUUA
Molecule: messenger RNA, 917 nt
Organism: Suncus etruscus (white-toothed pygmy shrew)
Lineage: Eukaryota; Metazoa; Chordata; Mammalia; Eulipotyphla; Soricidae
Gene: FDX1
Product: ferredoxin 1
Exons: 4
Coding region: 135-677 (180 amino acids)
Biological process (GO): P450-containing electron transport chain; positive regulation of oxidoreductase activity
Cellular component (GO): mitochondrion
Molecular function (GO): 2 iron, 2 sulfur cluster binding
Source: RefSeq, a predicted model, not a curated record